AUGGAAUUGUUUUAUUUUCAAAGUGGCGGGCCAUAUGCAAUUAAUCAAAGGAAACGACAUGGAAUUGUUUCAUUUUCUCAAAGUGGAGGGACAUAUGCAAUUAACCAAGCAAAUAAAAAACUUAAAGAGAAUUUGUACUCGACUAAACAUUUGAUUACAGUUUGGAAAUUCAUUUCUUUUCUACCUAGGCCUAAGAAUAGGUAUUACGAACGCAAAAACUUAGAGGAAUAUCCGGAAAAGGAUGGAUAUAAAAACUACAGACAAUUAAAUAUUAGCACGAA
Molecule: messenger RNA, 281 nt
Organism: Cetraspora pellucida
Lineage: Eukaryota; Fungi; Glomeromycota; Glomeromycetes; Diversisporales; Gigasporaceae
Source: the annotation of a GenBank genome assembly